Molecule: messenger RNA, 357 nt
Organism: Hibiscus syriacus
Lineage: Eukaryota; Viridiplantae; Streptophyta; Magnoliopsida; Malvales; Malvaceae
Exons: 1
Coding region: 1-357 (118 amino acids)
Source: RefSeq, a predicted model, not a curated record
AUGGAGGAGGAUUCGAUAAUUACCGAUGAGGAGGAGGAGGACGAAGCAACACUAAUUCAUCUCACUCAAAAAGUCAAAACGCUUGAGAAAGAAAAGCUCGAAUUGGGCAACCAGAACAAACAAGUGAAGGAGAUGAUCAAGACCCUAACCCUACAAGUCAAUCAAUUACGAAACAAGGAAGAUGAAGCGGGACCUGAAUUGGACGAAUGGAAAGAUGAUCAUGCCGUCCUCGAAUCGCUCGCCUCCAGAUCCGCUGAUCUCGAAAACAAGGUCUCCAGGUUGCAACACGAUCUCAUAACUUCCAUGCGCGAAAUAUACGAGGCCAACAAAGAGGCGGUUGAUUUAAAGAGAGUGUAA